Molecule: messenger RNA, 4269 nt
Organism: Rotaria socialis
Lineage: Eukaryota; Metazoa; Rotifera; Eurotatoria; Philodinida; Philodinidae
Source: the annotation of a GenBank genome assembly
AUGUCACUUGGACUUACAUCUUCGUUAUCUGAUCUUGUUCAAAAAGCUAUAGAAAUUGAAUCCAGCAUUAUUCAACAGAAAAUUGAUGAUAAACUUCGUGAUGUUCAUAAAGACAACAACAUUAAUAAACAAACUUCUGCAACUGUUAACAAUUUAUAUAAUGAUACUCAAUUUAAUCCAUCAGCAACAACAACAGCAACUUAUCAUAAAAAUACUUCACAUAAUAAUUCUAAUAAUAAUUUCAACUAUGAUAAUACUCAAAAUCAUCAUGCUGAUAAUAAAUAUUCACGGACAUUUUCAAAUUCAACAACAUUACCAUCUCGAUCAUCUCAAAUUCAAAAUAAAAUUCAAACUCAUGAACAAAAUCCGAAUCGAAAUACAAAAGUAAGAUUUCGUAACAAUAAUCGAUGGUGUUCAUUUUGUCCCACCACAAUCUCACCACCAACAUCUUAUCUAAUCGCUGAAGCUAAAGUAAACGGUAUACGUGGUCUUGUACUUCUUGAUACUGGAUCCGGUCUGACUAUCAUUAGUUUUCAACAUUGGUCAAUUAUAGGUGAUAAAUCAAGUCCAUUAACACCAUAUACUGGACCUGAUAUUCAUGGACCAGAAGGUAGUUCUAUUUGUCCAGUAGGAUGGGUGACCGUUGAUAUAGCUAUUGCUGGUAUUAUUAUUCAACAUAAAGCUAUUUUAGCUAAAAAUUUCAAACAUUUAAUUUUAAUUGGAAAUGAUCUUAUGAAAAAUAUUGGAAUAGUACUUGAUAUUCAAGCCAAUAAAAUGUGGUUACGAACUAAGCCUAAUCUACAAUAUGAUAUUUCAUCUGAUCUUAGCAAUGCAGGACGUCUCGAUGUACCACUACUUUCAACACAAUUACGUACUAUUCCACCAUAUUAUAUGGCAUUUAUUCAAGUUAAAACACCAUCAUCUAUUUCAUCUGUUACUUGGGAAGCAUCGGUUAGUGGUGUACAUCGAUAUGUUAUUGCUGCUAAUUCUUUAGUUCGUAUUCAAAAUCAAUCUUGUACUAUUCAAGUUGCUAAUUGUUCUUCAAAAUCUCAAGUUAUUUAUCCUGGUCAACAUUUAGGAACUGCUGAUUUAUAUGAUAGUGAAAAUGAUGAUACUACGCUUGUUCUACCUAUUACAUCAUUAUCAACAACAUCUACAUUACCUUGCAACAUUAUCGAAUCAUCUAAUCAAAUUUAUUGUUCUACUCAAGUCAAAGAAUCAUCUAAUAAUAAUAAUUCAAUAACACUUAAUUCAUUGAACUUUUUAACCGAAUUAAAUCUUACUGAUAGCGAUCUAACACUACAACAAACUGAAAAAUUAAAAUCUCUUUUAGUUAAAUAUGAUCAAUGUUUUGAAAAUAGAUUAGGACGUACAUCUCUUGUUCAUCAUCAAAUUGAUACUGGUAAUACUAAGCCAAUUAAAUUACGUCCUUAUCGCGUUUCACCUGUACGAAAAGAAAUAAUUUCUACUGAAAUUACAAAAAUGUUAAAUGAAGGUAUUAUUGAACCAUGUAAUAGUCCAUAUGCUGCUCCUAUUACAUUACAACCAAAGAAGGAUGGUUCAUUAAGAUUUUGCGUCGAUUUCCGUGAACUAAAUGCUGUUACUGUACGAGAUGUUUAUCCAAUACCUCGUAUUGAUGAUACUCUUGAUCAACUUCAACAUGCUAAAUAUUUUUCAUCAAUGGAUCUUCGUAGUGGAUUUUGGCAAAUCGAACUGGAUCCAACUAGUCGAGAUAAAACAGCAUUUAUAUCUCAUGCAGGUCUAUUUCGAUUUCGUGUUAUGCCAUUUGGUUUAACUAAUGCACCAGCUACUUUCCAACGUCUUAUGGAUUUAGUAUUAGGUGGUUUAAAAUGGUCAUGUGCACUUGUUUAUCUUGAUGAUAUAAUUGUUUAUUCAACAUCAUUUGACGAUCAUUUAUAUCAUCUCGAACUCGUUCUUCAACAAAUUCAACAGAGUGGUUUAACACUUAAAAUUGAUAAAUGUCACUUCUGUAAAACUCAACUUAAAUAUCUCGGUCAUAUCGUUUCAAAAGAAGGAAUUCGUCCUGAUCCUGAUAAAUUAAAUGCUGUACGUGAAUAUCCUGUACCAACAAAAUUAAAAGCUGUUCGUACUUUUCUCGGUCUUUCAAGUUAUUAUCGUCGUUUCAUUAAAAGUUAUGCUACAAUUGCUGAACCAUUAAUAGCACUUACACGUCAUUCUGAUUUGAAAUCAUUUCAAUGGUCUGAAGCAUGUCAAAAUUCAUUCGAAACAUUACGGCAACGUCUAAUCGAAGCACCAAUUAUUUCUUAUCCUCGGUUUGAUCAACCUUUUAUUUUACAGUUAGAUGCUUCUGAUGUAGGUCUUUCAGCUAUUCUUGCUCAAAAAUUAAUUGAUCAAGAUGGCAAAGCUCGUGAACAUGUUAUUGGCUAUGCAAGUCGUACACUUUCUGCAUCUGAACGUAAAUACAGCCCAACAGAACGUGAAUGUUUAGCCAUUGUUUAUGGUUGUAAUUAUUAUCGUCCAUAUAUUGAAGGAACUCGAUUUACUGCUAUUACUGAUCAUAAAGCUCUUAAGUGGCUUCAUUCAACUAAAGAUUUAAAUAGUCGUUUAGCUCGGUGGGCAAUACAAAUCGCUACAUAUGAUAUAGAUAUUCAACAUCGACCUGGCAGUGAAAACGGUCCACCUGAUGCUCUCUCUCGAUAUCCUAUUAAUGUCAAUGUUCAUAGAGAUGAUGAUGAAUUAUCACCUUCAAUUAUAUCUACUAUUACUUCUGAUUAUUUCAAUAUUAAUUACAUUGAUGAUCUAUCUACUGUAUCAUAUGAUCCUGGCUCUCUAUUACUUCUUGAUUAUUUUCGAAAUAAUUCAUUACCACCACAUUCUUUAUCGAUUCCAAUAUCUUUAAUAUCUACUUCUACGAAAUCUACUGAUGUACUUGAUUCAACUAUAGCUAAUAUUCAUUUCGCUGAUAAUAUUAAUUUGUAUGAACAAAUUCGAACUGCUCAAUGGAAAGAUUCAUUCAUUUUACCAUUACUUAAUUUUCUUCAAAAUCAAAUGACACCUACAAUUGAUAAUCUUCCAAAAUUUUAUGGUUUAGCUCGUUUACAUCGGGUAAUUGAUGGAGCUCUUUAUCGUAUAUUUCAUAAUAAACAUUCAUCUGAACGUUUACUUCUUGUUAUUCCUUCGUCGGAAGUGACAAAUAUUUUACAACUUGCUCAUGAUCAUGCUACAGCUGCACAUCUCGGACGUCGUAAAACAUUAUCAAGAUUAAAUUCACGUUUUUACUGGCCUCAUAUGCGUCGUAAUGUUGCUGAUUAUGUGAGAGCAUGUAUUUUAUGUCAACAGUAUAAACCAACAAAUCAAAAACCUGGUGGUUUAAUGAAACCAAUUAUUGUUUCAGAACCAUGGCAUACAGUUGGUAUUGACAUUACUGGUCCAUUUACUAAGACUCGCCGAGGUAAUCAUUUUAUUCUCGUCGUAGUUGAUUAUUUUACAAAAUGGGUGGAACUGUUUCCACUUCAAUCUACUAAAGCAGCUACAAUAGCUCAAAUUUUCCUCGAUGAAGUUUUAUGUCGAUUUGGGUUUCCUGUUCGUGUUAUAUCUGAUAAUGGUGUACAAUUUCUUUCGAACGUAUUUACUCAACUAUGUGAUCUUCUUGGUAUUCAUCAUCAACGUACACCUUUAUAUCAUCCACAAAGUAACUUAAGUGAACGCAUUAAUCGUACAUUAAAACCUAUAUUAGCAUCACUUGCUCAUAAUGAUUCAAAAGGAUGGGAUCUUAAAUUAUCACAAAUUGCAUUUGCCUUACGUACUGCUCCAAGUGAAUCAACAGAUAAUUCACCUGCAUUUCUUAUGUUUGGUCGUCAUCCACGCCAACCUCUUGAUUUACUAUUACCAUCUCCACCUGUUUCUGAUAAUUUACCAUCAUCUAAUGAAUUAUCUGCUUAUCGCAAACGAUUGCUAGUAGACUUGAUGCCGGCUUACAGAACUGCUCGUGAAUUACUUGAUAUUUCUCAUCAAACACAAUCUCGUCAUUACAAUGUUCAUCGUCGAUCAUUAGAAUUUAACAUUGGUGAUUUAGUAUGGGUGACAAGUUUAUCAGGUAUCGCUAUGGGUAAAUGGCGUGGUGGUAAGCUACAACCAAGACGGGAAGGUCCAUAUAAAAUCAUCACAAAAUUAUCAUCUGUUACCUAUGAAUUAGAACAUCUUAUUUCUCAUAAACGUUUAUCACCAAUACAUAUAGAACGACUUACACAGUAUUAUUCAUUCACAGCAAUCAAUUAUUUGAACUGA